Molecule: messenger RNA, 323 nt
Organism: Schistosoma bovis
Lineage: Eukaryota; Metazoa; Platyhelminthes; Trematoda; Strigeidida; Schistosomatidae
Source: the annotation of a GenBank genome assembly
AAGAUGAUGAUGAUGAUUUAGAAGACGAUAAUGAUGAUAUAGAUGAUGAUGAUGAUUUAGAUGAUGAUGGUAAUGGAUUAGAUGAUGAUUUAGAAGAUGAUAUAGAUGAUGAUGAUGAUUUAGGUGGUGAUGAUGAUGAUGAUGAUGUUGAUUUAGGUGAUGAUGAUGAUGAUGAUGGUGAUUAUGAUUUAGAUGGUGAUGAUUACGAUGAUUUAGGUGGUGAUGAUGAUUUAGAUGAUGUUGGUUUAGAUGGUGAUGAUGAUGAUUUAGAUGUUGAUGAUGAUGGUUUAGAUGUUGAUGAUGAUAAUGAGUUAGAUGUUUGA